Talaromyces proteolyticus is the source of this 845-nucleotide messenger RNA. Its product is annotated as ClpP/crotonase-like domain-containing protein. The transcript has 4 exons. The record is from RefSeq and is a predicted model, not a curated record. Gene Ontology annotation, biological process: fatty acid beta-oxidation. Lineage: Eukaryota; Fungi; Ascomycota; Eurotiomycetes; Eurotiales; Trichocomaceae. Gene Ontology annotation, molecular function: delta(3)-delta(2)-enoyl-CoA isomerase activity; enoyl-CoA hydratase activity. Bases 1 to 732 code for a protein of 243 amino acids. Gene Ontology annotation, cellular component: peroxisome.
AUGGCGGAAACGAAUAACUUCGAGUAUCUCACUCUCGAGAGGCGCGGCAAUGUCUUUAUUAUUACAUUGCAGAAGGGCACUGAGAAUAGAUUGAACACGAAGACAUGCCAGGAAAUGAUCCGUGCCUUUAACACAGUAAGAGAGACGCUAGGGCCAAGCUCUGAGGGUGCCGUGGUCACGCGUGGGAACAACGACAAAUUUUUUUGCACCGGGCUCGAUCUCGAAGAAGCAGAAACGAAUCCGUAUGCGAAUGCUGACGGUUUUUAUCCUUUACUACAUACGAUACUAGAUUUUCCAUUUCCAACCGUUGCUCUCAUUACUGGACAUACAUUUGGUGGAGGAUGCCCAUUGACUUUCGCUCAUGACUACCGCGUAAUGAACUCCAGUCGAGGGUUCAUUUGCAUGCCGCCGGUUGAUCUAGGCAUGCAUUUUUCUGGAGUAGGAACCCUUCCCAAGCUCAAGUUACGCCCGGAAAUAGCGCGAAAGGUUCUAUUGGAAGGCCACAGGUUCACUGGGAAAGAAGCGUUGCAGGAUGGCCUCGUAGACGCUAUCGCAGAGCCGGAUAAGAUGCUAGAAGUCGCAUUAGGAAUAGCAAACAAAUGGGCACCGAAAGCAAAGGCUGGAGUUUAUGGGCUUUUACGCUCAGAACUUUGGGGAGAAAUGAAUAGAAAUGUGCAGCAGAUUAGCUAUGUGCAUAGUCGGAAAACUUUCUUGCCAGGGGCAAAGAUAUGACGGGAGAAACACGGUCGACUGUUCGUUCAUAGGAAGACAAUAUAUGACGCCGUCAAUUCUAGUGCUAGCUAAAUUCUCCAUGUUUGAGCUCACACAAUAAUCCAUUAUCAGCA